UAGGUGGCCCUGCUGUAUGAUGAACUACAUUUUAACCACAUGUAAAUGUGUUGUACGUGCGGUACCACUCGUAAACUGCGGUAUUCGAGGCUUUCACGUCACCAUGUGGACAUAGCAAGGGAAAAAGCUGGUGGCAAGGGAUCAGUUCAGGACCUUCACUCAGGGAGCACAUGAGGAUAGGUCAACUUGAAGUCAACAACGGUGCAACGUUCUCAAGGACAGUGACUCAGUCUUACUUGAGGAGGAUCAUGUCUUUAAGUGUUACUCAGGAGUGACUGGCUGACAGUGUCACUCAGGAAAGACGAUUGCUCAGGGACCAGGAAUAUUGCAGCUGCAGCAGCUAAGAUGUUCUCUUCGUUGACCGCCAAGGUGCUAAGGAUUGUGGGUAAGAAUGGCCUCCCAGAUGGGUCAAACAUUUUGGCCACCUUAGGCCACGUUAAUGUCAUCAGCCGUAUCUCAAAAAACUUAUCAACAAGUUCUCCUGUGUGUGUAAGGACACUGCGAUAUCUGGGUCAGCCGACCCCACAGACCCACCCCCAUUUGGUACGACCCGGGGAGGUCACCUCGGGAAUCCGUCAGGAGGAAUUCCACCGGCGCAGAGGUCAGCUCAUGUCCGCCAUCACGGAGCAUCACGGGAAUAAGACAAGACACGUUGUCAUCGUAGCGUCCAGCCCUGUGAAGUACAUGGCCAUGGACGUACCCUACCCCUUCCGCCAGGACCCAAACUUCCUCUACCUCACUGGUUUUAAGGAACCCAACAGUGUUCUCGUGCUCGAAUCUUGCCCCGGAACUUCUCCGUCCAAUCACAGAGCAACGCUGCUGGUUCCCGAGCGGAACCCUGAACGUGAGCUGUGGGACGGCCCGCGCUCCGGGACGGACGGAGCGUUACAGCUGACCGGAGUGGACCAGACGUUGAAAAUCGAUGAGCUCGGCAAAUUCCUGGUCCAGUUCAGGACUCAGGAUUGGACGGUGUGGUUCGACCAGUUCAAACCGGUUCACAGACAUCUGUGUGACCAAAUCAAGAUGUCGCUUCUUCAGCCCAGAACGCUGCAGAGCAACACUCCCACCCAGCAGGUCAGCAGGUUUGUACAGCAGCUCCGAUUGGUCAAAUCUUACAGCGAGGUGGCGCUGAUGCAGAGAGCUGCGGACAUCACGGCGCAGGCCUUCGCCGACGCGAUGCGCUUCUCGUUCCCCGGCGUGAGCGAGGCACAGCUGCAGGGAAAGCUGGACUACGAGUGUCGGAUGGACGGGGCGGACAUGUUGGCGUACCCACCAGUGGUCGCUGGGGCCAACCGGGCAAACACACUGCACUACAUCAGUAACAAUCAGGUGAUAAACAGUGGAGAGCUGGUAUUGGUGGAUGCAGGCUGUGAGUACCAUGGUUACGUGUGUGACAUCACCAGGACCUGGCCAAUCAGUGGCAAGUUCACCGAGCCCCAGAAACAGCUGUACGAGGCUGUCCUGAGUGUCCAGAAGACGUGCCUGAACCUUUGUCGUCCUGAGAUCUCUCUGGACCACAUCUACACGGUCAUGCUGAACCUGAUUGGGCAGAAACUGAAAGAUUUGGGGAUAGUCCGGGACAAGGAUGGCUACGAACUCACUCAGACAGCCCGUAAGUACUGCCCCCACCACAUCAGCCACUACCUCGGCAUGGAUGUACACGACACACCAGACAUGUCCAGAUCCUCCAAGCUGCAGCCUGGCAUGGUGGUCACUGUUGAACCAGGAAUCUACAUCAGGGAAGACGAUCAUGCGGCGCCGGCAGAGUUCCGUGGGAUCGGGAUCCGGGUGGAGGAUGACGUGUUGAUCACAGAAGGGGAUCCCCGGAUCCUGACUCACAACUGCCCCAAGGAAGUGCACGAGAUCGAACAGCUGAUGGCAUAACGGGGCUGGAAAUACUGGGUGUA
Branchiostoma belcheri (Belcher's lancelet) is the source of this 1907-nucleotide messenger RNA. RefSeq names its product probable Xaa-Pro aminopeptidase 3. The transcript has 6 exons. Gene Ontology annotation, cellular component: mitochondrion. NCBI's taxonomy places the organism in Eukaryota, Metazoa, Chordata, Leptocardii, Amphioxiformes, Branchiostomatidae. Gene Ontology annotation, molecular function: metalloaminopeptidase activity; manganese ion binding. The record is from RefSeq and is a predicted model, not a curated record. Bases 346 to 1884 code for a protein of 512 amino acids.